Molecule: messenger RNA, 3833 nt
Organism: Exaiptasia diaphana
Lineage: Eukaryota; Metazoa; Cnidaria; Anthozoa; Actiniaria; Aiptasiidae
Exons: 4
Coding region: 444-2417 (657 amino acids)
Biological process (GO): positive regulation of transcription by RNA polymerase II
Molecular function (GO): protein binding; RNA polymerase II cis-regulatory region sequence-specific DNA binding; DNA-binding transcription activator activity, RNA polymerase II-specific
Source: RefSeq, a predicted model, not a curated record
CUUGAAAUCUAACGAAUCGCAUUGCUUCAUAACAAUAUCACAAAUCUUCACAAAUAUUCUGGGCAAGUAUUUUUUUUUCUUUGACUACUAGACACGCUAAUCGGAAUAAAAUUUCCACGCGUCGGACUCUUGAGGAUUCCAAAGAUAAUGGCGGUCGUUGCUGAUUGGAUGAAGGCGGGAUUGAUGUUUGAGUUCCGACAGCAGCUUGACCAAUAAGAAGCCGUGUCGCCUGGAAGUAUCAACCAAAUUCGCCCGCAACAGCGACGGCCGACGGCUGACGGGCUUCACAAGUUCAGCACACGCCGACGGAAUAGAGCACGUACGAGAUUAGCUUUGCUUUAAAAAAAGCCGGCCAAAAAAACGACAAGAAUUCUUACCAGAAAAAGACGGCUUUUCGGGAAUUUGUGAUUUUACCAUGAUUGCCGUGCCGUGGUGCAGAGGAAAUGUCUGAAAGUGCCGUAAACACGAACGCGAUUAGCACUGAGACGGAUUCACGCACGAUCACUUCUUUGAAYACAGAUAUUCAAGGCAACCAAAAAGACAUCGCUGAUUCUAGCCUCACAGUUAUAAUGCCGUCGAUAGUUCAACAAGAGUGUGCCAGUGUAUCCGAGAAAAAUGAACUUAUUUUUAAAUUAGAACCUGGCACUGAAAUUGUAGAAAUUGGAGCGUCGCCUGGCCACGAAACAACCGCUCAAUUUGAAAAUGACGCCUGCAGUGGUACAGAUACAGCUGCAUUUGUCGGAGAGGAGCCUUUGGAAAUACAAUGCGGAGAAAAUACAGCUUUAUUGUAUGUCUCAAAGCUAUGCCAAGGCAGCAAAGGCCCCUGUAUUCUUUUCAACAACGAAUGGUUGACGCCGAACGAACUGCAGUAUAUUAGUGGAAGAGAGACGGCGAAAGAUUGGAAACGAAGCAUAAGGUUUAAGGGCAAGUCCUUAAAAAGUCUCAUUGCACGAGGUUUGAUCAAAGUUCACCCUCCAAUCUGUGACUGUCUGGGCUGCAGGAUCUCUUCACCAGUGAAUCGUGGCCGUUUGGCAAGUAAGUGUGGGGUGGCUCCCCCUUCCCCACGUCGCAAGAGAGAUGCAACAAAGUCGCUAUCUAGCUGGACACGAGAGGAAAUAGACGAAGCCUCYUCKCACAGGCACUUCUCUACAUCUGACAUCGAAAAUUUCUCCCAACAUGCAAUGAUUAAUGGGUACAAGGAAGCCAGACCAGCUUCAAACUCGUCCACGGCUUCAGAGAGUUCUGAAUUACAUGAUGAUAACCCCUUUUCGCCUGCUACUAAGGGUGGUAGCACUUCGGAUGGUCAUGUUAUUGCCCCAGGAAAAGAUGAUUAUGACAAGGCGUUAUCCUUACAACGAAUGAUUCAACUGAAUCAAGAACAAGACUCAGACGCGAGUAAAGAUCCAAGCGCACACAACGACAACAGUGACAAGGCAAGGAGUGCCUUUAGGAGCGUUCAACAAGAUUCUAUGACGCCUAUAGUGAACGAUAACGAAGCCAAAGACAUCGCAUCCCGUGCUGCUAAAAUCAAACAAAACAAACAGAGUACAGGAGGAGCUUCCAGUUCAUCUUUCCUUCCUUCCUACAACCAAUACMCUGCAGGYCCAGGUAUGGUCAGCCCUACGUCACCACGACUAGUCCCAGAUCACUUACUCUUCGGAAACCCACACGGCACUAACCUAUACCAUCAUGCAUUUCGAGGUACAGGUUUUCAUGGAGUUCCACAAUUACCGAGGAAUCUAAUGCAGUACAGGUUAAUGACUUCCGCCGGUACGGGCAGCUCGUCACAAAGUCCCCUGGCUGGUCUUUCACUACAGGGCCAACUACAAAUGAUGCAGGAGGUGGCCGCUAUGAAUGGUGGGAAGGCUUUUGAUAAAAAGCGACCGACAGAGGAAAACGGCAUCCCUCACAAACGCCGACGAUCUUCAAACGAACAUUCCGACGAUAAGAGCAAUAAUUCGGUUUUUUCCGAUGACGAGAGCAGUUCUCCAAAAAAGGACAAUAGUUUCCAUAGCGACAAGAUAAGUCACGURAGUGUUAUMCAUAAAAGUCCUGCUAAUUCGCCGCUGACCAUUGAUGCGGGCUCAGAAACGAAAAAUCGCACGGAAAACGGUUCUUACAGGCCUCAUAGACUUAUUCCUAAGCUGCGGUUAAACACAGACGAAAGUGUUAUUCACUGGGACGUUAAUCAAGUCUGCGAGUUUGUUUCUUCGUUGACGGGUUCAUCAGAGAUUGUGAACGAAUUCAAAGAACAAUGYAUUGAUGGGCAAUCGCUAAUUCUACUCAAAGAAGAACAUUUAUUGAACAAACUAGGCAUUAAACUGGGGCCUGCGUUGAAAAUACUCGCACAUGUAGAAAAACUAAUUGAGAAAAUACCUACAGACRGUCAAGUAGCAGACGGAAGUGAGUCAGUAUAGAAGACCUCGGAACUAGUGCUCAGCGGUGAUAACGCCUGUAGAGUUCAAACACUAAAACCGUGAAAAGCUUUAGUAAUAGUGCUAAAGUUUACUGAAUAAUGGGACCUUUUUUGUUUUCUAUUGCAUGAAUGAGUUCAUUAAACCCGUGAAACAAAAUUUGACUGUUCAUAUGUGAUAGUCAAAUAGACACAAAAGAAAACAAUGCAAUCAGAUCAUGCUACGAUGUACCAGUGUAAUAUCUAUUUCACGGGUUUUUGACUUCUUUCUAGUACUUUUCCACGCUUUUAGAGUUUGAGCUCUAACAAUUCGUGCAUCGACACUAUACGGUCUUUGCAAUGGACCAUUGCACGAUUGCGUCAUUUUACUUACAAGACCAGAACAAAUUCACUUUCUUGUUAAAGAUUUUGGUCGUUGUACGUGUGACUACUUCGACUGACUCAAGCGGUGGUCUUGGAAGUAUGUGACGUAAUAAUAAUAAAUGAGCUAUUUUCAGACUGGUUCGAAACCACAGGAAAUCCARACAUUUGCACAAGAGAAUGGAUUUUCAAUGAAGUAUAGCAAUUUUUAUAGAAACUCGUGUAUUAUUGCGCCAUCCACGAGUUAAAAGACUUUAAGUUGUAUUCCACACUCAUUCACAAGGAGGAUAACGUUCAUUUCGCAAAGGAUCUUUGUACUGUAUGGCAUUSGCCAUCUCGAUACUCUAGUCAGUACCAUAAUGCACUUCGACAAAACAACCAUGACGUCAUAGGAUAUAACUAUUACUACGUGACGACUUUGCUAGCGUGACRUACCGAUUUGGAGUUAAGUUUYGCGUUUUACGAUAAUUUUUUACCAUGCGUYAACGUGGCGUAAACCGUGCAAUUAAAACGUGYAUAGACGUUUAGCUACGUGUUCCGUUGUCGGUGUUAACGUAAGCGUGCUGGUCACGCACAAUAYUUUACGUGAUCAUAUUCAAAUAGCGUGUGUUUUAUUUAAUUUUACGGUAGAGAUUUAUACGUAUACCUAAUUUAAUUAUUUAAUCAAAAUACUUUACUAAAGAAUCAUGGCUAACCGGCAUCCAUUGCGAGCUUUUGUUUAUAUUUAAGAGUAAAAAUAUGCAUCGAAAUAAAAACUUACUCUUUAUUAUCCCUUUAUGCUGUGUCAAUAAAGAUGUAGUAAGAAUCGGUUUUAAAACUGACAGAUGAAAACAAAUUUAUUGCAAAUGGAUAUUUAUCACCUCAUUUUCCAUAUAUAAAAAAUGUAAAACACGACCGCAUUGCAUGCCGGUAGAAGGUGGCCCUUUAGUAAAAUCAGAAAAAGAUUGAUARACAAUAAUCUUGACCUUUUUCCAUGUUAUUAAAUUGGGUAUACAAAUGGUUUUCAUUCGCUCACUGUAAAUUAAAAAUAAUUGAUUAAAAGAUAUAAGUAAUUACUUUC